AUGGCAUUGGUGCCAACUGAAGCUGCAGAAGUGGAGGUUGCUGCGCCAAAGCGAAGUCAGGUUGAGGUGCAGCGCCAGCAACUCCGGCGCCGUGUAGAUGGCGCGGUGAAGACCAUGAUGGAAGGUUAUAUAGCCACAGUGGACGCCUCCAAGGUUGGAGGGGAGAACGAUCGAGCUGUGAACAGCUACGCGCAGUGCUGCUACAACGCUGCCAUGGCACGUGCAUCCGAAGAGCUGGUGAAAUUGGCCGGCGAGCUCAGUGUUGCCGCUGCAGCUUCAGCAAAACGCCGUAUAGGAGGAUUGCAAGAGGAGCAGCUAAAGCUGGAGGAGAAGGUCCAGAGCCUGCAAGACAACUCCAGUGCGGGGGCCAUGGAAGAGCGGGAGGGCACCGGCCCCGCGCUCUCGCUGGUGCAUCGGCACGUCUUCGGUCUAAAGCCGGAUGUAAAGAACAAUGUCCACUAUGCUGAGGAGACACAGAUCAUCUAUCCUGCUGGGACCAAUGCGAUCCUUUGGCAGGCGGAUCAGAAGCAACAGAAGAUCUUCCAAGGACAUGAAGAUGGGCAGGGUCUUACCUGCAUGGCAGUAAAUAGUACUAAAAGAUAUUUGGCUGUCGCUGAGAAGUGCUACGAGGGGGCAAUCUGCACUAUUUUCGACCUGGUCACGGCUAAGAAGCGGAAGACGCUCUCAUGGCCUGAGUCGGAUGCGCCGGAGUUCCUGUGUGUGGCCUUCUCGGCUGAUAGUAAGUACCUCAUCACGCAGACGGGUAGAUCUCCGAGUGCAAAGCACGACUGGAGUUUGCUCUACUGGGUUUGGGACAAGCAGAGAUGUAUGGCAUCCAUCAAGGUGUCCAACCCGCAGAAUGCUCUCAUCCGCGAGUGCUCCUUUAACCCCACAGACUCCUCCAUUGUGUGCGUAGUCGGUGAUGGCAUUUUGAAGUUCAUGCAGCUCAAGGAUGGCUUCAAGACUCUACCAGUCGCCCCACCUAAGUUGCAGAGUUUCAUGUGUCACGCAUGGCUUCACGAUGAUAAAAUGAUCGUGGGCUGUGACAAUGGAGACCUUCUGCUUUUUGACAACGCAGGUGAGUUUCAAUGCGUGCUCCCAACAAGCCCUGGAGAGCCCAGGGCAGCCACAUGUGUGAUCCCCUGCUCGAAGGGCUUCAUCAUUGGUGGCGACGAUGGGCGCAUUCGUAUCUAUGAGAAGAGCGAUGAGCCAAAGGAGAUUUAUCGCCAAGCCAAGCUGCUCCAAGUCGAGCCCAACUCUGGCGCGGCUGUGAGAUCACUAGCUUUGAGCCCUUCAGAAGAGUUGCUGGGUGUGACGACCUCUUCAGCCCAGCUCUACCAGCUCUCCCUUUUGGGACAAGACUUGAUGAAGGCGGAGGAGACUCCUGCCUUUGAACCUGUGCUUAGCCAUUUCCACACAGGCGCCAUUUUGGGGCUGGAUGUUUGCAUCCGAAAGCCCUUGGUGGUCACUUGUGGCAUCGACAAGUCAGCUCGAGUUUGGAAUUACUUCGAGAAGACCUGUGUGAUGUGCCGGUGGUUCAAUGAGGAGGCCUAUAGCAUUGCGUUUCAUCCUUCUGGCUUUCACUUGAUCAUUGGGCAGUCAGACAAGCUGCGGCUCAUGAACCUCCUCAUGGAGGACAUGAAGACAUACAAGGAUAUUGCCAUCAAACAGUGCAGAGAGUGCCGAUUUAGCAACGGCGGUCAAUACUUUGCAGCGGUCAACACCAACGCCACCAAUGCGAUUCAGGUGUACAAGACCUACACGGGUGAGCCGAUCGACACCCUGAAAGGUCACACCAACAAGGUUCGCUCAGUUGCCUGGACAGCAGAUGACAGUAUGUUGGUUUCGACUGGUGCAGAUGGCGCUGUCUAUGAGUACUUUGUCCAAGCUGAAACUGGCAACCCUGGCCGUGAUGGGCGGCGCAAUGCUCACGACUUUGUGCAAAAAACCAGCUCUUUUAGCUGCGUCAUCGUUCAUGCGGACCAGAGUUCAAACUUCAACACCAUGUAUGUGGUGGGGAAUGACCAGCUGCUGCGAAAGAUUUACAAAGGUGAAUCCAGCGGCACGGUGAAGGCAGGCACCACCUUGGGGCAGAUUGUCCUGGCCAACUCGGGGAAGGGUCUCUUUGCGGCGGUCGCCGAGCCGGAUGCCCCCGGGCGGAUCCGUUGCUACAAAUUCCCGCUGAAUGGUGGUGACAACAGCUGUGAAUGGACAGACUUCUCUGCACAUGCAGCACCAGCCACCCGACUUCGCAUCAGCGCGGAUGACUUUUACCUUUUCUCCACUGCUGAGGAUGGAACUCUCUUCGUCUUUGAUGUUAAGCGGAAAGACCGAAAUAUGUCCAAGCGGGACAAGGAAAGUGCGUUGCCACUCGCUGACGAGAUUCUCGUCACACGAACCUUUUUGGAUGAUAAGCAAGGGCAGCUCAAUGAGUUUGAGCGGCAAGUGGACGAGCUGUCCAACCAGCAGGAGUUCCAACUCAGGCAUCGCGAUAGCUUCCAUAAAGAAGAGAUGGUUGCCAUGGACGAGAAGUACACGGCCGAGAUCGAUGAGGAGCGGCAGAAGUAUGAAGUUCUUCGGGAAGAGAAGAAUGAUGCUGAGAUGGAGGCAGAAGAGAACAUCAAGGGCCUCCUAGAGCAUCAUGCAAAGCAGGACCAAGAUCUUGAGCAAAGCUUUCAGGAGAAGAUGAUGGAAGAGGUGAACAAGUAUCAGAAGCUCGCUGCGGAGCGGGAUGAGAUCCACCGGAAGUGGGGUGAGCAACAUCAGCGUGUCAUUGCAGAGCAUCAAAAGAAAGUCAAUGAGCUGCAAGCCAAAUUCCAGGCAGAGCAGAAAGCGGACAUGGAGGCCAUUGAGCGCAUUUUGAAUGAGAAAGCCUUGGCUGAGAAUGUCCAUGCCGAGACCAUGCGACAACUCGAGCUGGACACUGACCGAGAGAUUGAAGAGCUGAAGGAGGAUAAGGAGACACGCCUCCGGGCAGAACGUGAUGACAAAGUCCGGCUUCGAGGGCAAGCCGGAAUUCACAAGCGCAAUGGUGAGGAGCUGAGCAAGCAAAUGGCGCAAAAGGAAGAUGAACGUCAGCGCUAUCAAGAAGAGGCACGCAAGAAGGACGACAAGAUUGCGCAGCUGAAUAAGGAGCGGGAGCACAAUGCAAAAGAGAUCCGCCAACGCGACAGCACCAUUGGUGACAAGGAAGGAAAGAUCUACGAGCUCAAAAAGCAGAACCAGGAGCUUGAGAAGUUCAAGUUCGUCUUAGAUUACAAGAUCAGGGAGUUGAAGGCACAGAUUGAUCCGAAGAACGACAAGAUCGCAGAGAUGAAAAAGGAGAUUCAAGCAAUGGAUUCAGACUUAGAGGAUUACCAUCGCAAGAACACGCAGCUGCAGGUCAACAUUCAACAGCUGACCAACAAGCACAAGACUCUUCAGGAUGACAUUGUGUCACAGCGGAAAAAGAUGACGGACUGUCAAACGGUCAUCAAGCGCUUCAAGACGGACUUGCAUGAGUGCGUCCAGUUUAUCCAGGAGCCAAGACUUCUGAAAGAAUCCGUGACGGCGCUCUACAAGAAGUAUGUUCCGAAUGGUGUCAAGAAGCAAGAACUUGACACGGACAUCCAGCGUGAGUACAAUCGCCAACGCGACUAUCUGGAGAAGUCUGUGGAUAAUCUGAAGAGGAAGCUCUUGAAAGACUCUGAUGUUCAUCGACAGGAUAACACCCGAGUUCUGCAGGAGAAUGUGCAGCUGAUCAUAGAGAUCAACAACUUGAGAAGAGAAAUCGACUAUUUAAAGCGAGAGAGGCAGCAGCAGAGACUUCACGUCUCAAAAUUAAAGAGCAAUACAACGUCCAAAUCAAGCACAGGCAAGCCAGAUGUGGAUAUUGCUACUCUAAAUCGUGAGGUUGAAAGCAACAGGACCCAGAUCGAUGACUUGCGAAGGAGAGUAGAGGAACAGAUGACUCUUCGACAAAGUGCCCAAAGUGCAGUGGCAGACGCAGCAGAUGUGGCAGAUGCCCAGUGA
Messenger RNA from Durusdinium trenchii, 4011 nucleotides. NCBI's taxonomy places the organism in Eukaryota, Dinophyceae, Suessiales, Symbiodiniaceae. The record is from the annotation of a GenBank genome assembly.